Ziziphus jujuba (common jujube) is the source of this 1796-nucleotide messenger RNA. RefSeq lists its product as uncharacterized. Lineage: Eukaryota; Viridiplantae; Streptophyta; Magnoliopsida; Rosales; Rhamnaceae. Gene Ontology annotation, cellular component: COPII-coated ER to Golgi transport vesicle; endoplasmic reticulum. The transcript is spliced from 13 exons. The record is from RefSeq and is a predicted model, not a curated record. Bases 220 to 1374 code for a protein of 384 amino acids.
UGUUUUUUUCGUUGGUGGAAUAAAUAAGAAGUCAAAAGGAGGGAAACCACCCUGGCUUUAGCAGGAGUCUUCUGCUCAAUUCCAAGCUGACCCGCAUAACCGAACCUUCGCGUCUCCACUAUUUAAUGCUCAAUUACAUAAAUUGGGGUUUGAGUUUUCUGUUUUGUUUUUGGAAGAUUUGAUUGUUGCAGAGCUGAGCAACCAAGGUUAAUUGUCGCCAUGGACGGUGUGCUUAACAAGCUAAGGAAUUUGGAUGCCUAUCCCAAAAUCAAUGAAGAUUUCUACAGCCGUACACUCUCCGGUGGCGUUAUCACUCUCGUCUCCUCCUUCGCCAUACUUUUCCUCUUCCUCUCCGAGUUCAGAUUAUACCUCCACACUGUUAAUGAGACAAAGCUUUUAGUAGAUACUUCAAGAGGGGAAACGCUACGAAUCAAUUUUGAUGUCACUUUUCCUGCUAUUCGAUGUUCAUUACUCAGUCUUGAUGCAGCUGAUAUCAGUGGAGAGCAACACCUUGAUAUAAGACAUGAUAUAGUCAAGAAGAGAAUUGAUGCUCAUGGUAAUUUAAUAGAAGCUAAGCAGGAUGGAAUUGGAGCACCAAAGAUUGAGAAACCUUUACAGAGGCAUGGUGGCAGGCUUGAACAUGAUGAAACAUAUUGUGGUUCAUGUUAUGGGGCAGAGACGUCAGAUGAUGAUUGCUGCAACUCAUGUGAAGAAGUUCAGGAAGCAUAUAGGAAAAGAGGUUGGGCUAUGACGAAUUCAGAUUUGAUAGACCAGUGCAAACGGGAAGGUUUUUUCCAAAAAAUAAAAGACGAAGAUGGUGAAGGAUGUAAUAUUGAAGGAUCACUUGAAGUUAAUAAAGUGGCUGGAAAUUUUCAUUUUGUACCUGGGAAAAGCUUACACCUGUCAAAUAUGCAUGGUUUGCUGGCUUUGCAAAAAGAUAGUUAUAAUAUAAGUCACAAGAUAAAUAGGUUAGCUUUUGGUGACUACUUUCCUGGCGUAGUAAAUCCCCUUGAUGGGGUACAAUGGAUGCAGGAAACUCCAAAUGGUAUGUACCAGUAUUUUUUGAAGGUAGUCCCUACUAUAUACACCAAUGUCAGAGGCCGUAGUGUGUAUUCGAAUCAGUAUUCUGUGACAGAACAUUUUAAGAGCUUUGAAAAUGCACAUUCCCAGUCACUUCCUGGUGUUUUCUUCUUUUAUGAUCUUUCUCCAAUUAAGGUGACAUUCAAAGAAGAACAUGUCCCAUUUUUACACUUCUUGACCCACAUUUGUGCCAUAAUUGGAGGUAUUUUCUCGGUUGCUGGAAUAAUCGAUUCAUUUAUAUAUUAUGGUCAAAGAGCAAUGAAGAAGAAGAUGGAAAUUGGGAAAUUUGGCUGAAUUUUGGAACGUGUUUUACAAAAGAAUGUACUUGCUAGCUUCUUGGACGGGGUGUGCUUAGGAUCCGCAUAUGAUCAAAUACCUCGUUUCUCUUCCUAGCAAAAAAGAAAAAAGAAAAGCAAAAAAAUCUCCGUCUUUAUUCAUCAACAUUUUAACUUAUGACAUCGACUUUGUACAUUAUACUUUGAGCACAACAUUUACAAGGGAUUCAUUCGUAGGAUCGUUCUUUUUAUGAUUACUACUUAGGCAGAGUUAAUAGCGUGGUUAACCUGUGUUAUUUUUCGUAGUUUUAGAACACUUCUCUCUCUCUGUUUUUUCUUAUUCUUUUCUUCUGUCGUUUAUCUUGAUGAUACUGUGUAAUCUAUUAUCUCGGUUGUUUUAAAUCAAAGCAAUGGUAUAGCCCCUGCUAAUGAUAUUAUAUC